Molecule: messenger RNA, 1560 nt
Organism: Plasmodium fragile
Lineage: Eukaryota; Apicomplexa; Aconoidasida; Haemosporida; Plasmodiidae
Exons: 1
Coding region: 1-1560 (519 amino acids)
Biological process (GO): regulation of transcription by RNA polymerase II
Cellular component (GO): NuA4 histone acetyltransferase complex; SWI/SNF complex
Molecular function (GO): chromatin binding
Source: RefSeq, a predicted model, not a curated record
AUGAACUCGAAGAAUGAUGUGGGCGAAAACCUGCUGUGUGGGGGAGAGGACAUUUCGGCGCUCGUCGUCGACUUAGGGUUCUGCACGACAAAAAUUGGCCACAACCAGGAAGACACACCCAGGGUGUUUUUAAGAAGUGCCUGCGGGGAGGACGUCUCACCUGAAGGGAGUGCCCCCCCAGGUUACCCCAUCAGCAACGGUAUUGGAAGUGGAAGAAGUAUCGGUGGGGGUCGCUGCUCCAAGUUGAAAUUCCCCCUGAACCUCUACAACGCAGAAGAACAUGUGCGUGUAAAACCUCUGUUCGAGAGAAACCCAGUGGACAACACAACACACAUGAACAGUGAUGUGUUCGAGAAAAUUCUACAACAUGGAAUUGAAGGAGUAGAAUCAAAGAGAGUCUUCGAGUGCUCAGAUGAGAUUAUCAAUCCAGUCAAGUUAGGUGGACUUCAUUUAAAAAUGAACGAACACCCAAUUCUUUUGUCUGAAGCAAACAUACAUAAUCACAGAGUGAGAGAAGAGAUGACGGAAAUACUUUUUGAAGCUUUUAACAUUCCUGCUUUGUAUUUUGCGAAGAAAGCCAAAUUGUCUGCCUUCAGUUUAGGUCGAUGUAGUGCACUAGUGGUGGACAUCGGGGGCAGUUCACUCAAUUUAACUCCUGUGUAUGAAGGGUACGUGUUGCAGAAGAACUCCUUUGAGUUUAACAUUGGAGGGGAUUACUUUGACCGCCUGAUAUAUGCCUUGCUGAAGAAGGACCAGGUGAGGGUUGUUCCCUACUACGAGCAGCGGCAGAGGGGGAGCGCCGGGGGGGCCGCUUGUUCGGGUAGCAGCUGGGGUAGCGGCUUGGCUGCCUGUUUGGGUAGCAGUUGGGGAAGUGCCAAACUACACCCUAAUGUACAUACCUCUUACGAGGAAGAAGCCAUUAUGGAUGUUAUUCGUUACAUGAAGGAGAGCAUCUGCAAAGUUCGCGUGGGACAAAAUAGCUCCGCUAAUAAAAAGAAUGAAAACGUAAUAGGAAAUUUGAAAAAUGGAAAAGAGGUAGAAAUUGCUGGGCAACCAAAUAACGGAGCAAAAAAUGUUAAUGCACCAAAAUGGAAAACGGGGCAAGAAGAAGAGGAAGAAGAAAAUGAUGAAUUCUUUGAAUUACCAGAUGGAGUGAAAAUAAAGACACAUAAAUACAAAUAUAAUAUUGCAGAAGAAUUAUUUCGUCCUAUUCCAUCGGAUCAAAAUUUUAAUGGACUACCCGAAGCUAUAGUAAACUGUGUCAUCUCCUCUGAUGUGGACAUAAGAAAAGAAUUGCUUCAGGCGAUUAUUGUGACGGGCGGAUCGUCUCUCUUCCCUGGCCUCGUUGACAGACUUUACAACUCCCUAAGGGAGAAGGAGUGCUUUUCACAGACCAUUAAAAUUAAGAUACUCAACAUGGCUUCGUCUGUGGAGAAUCUGUACUCCUCCUGGUUGGGGGGUUCCAUACUGGCCAGCCUAGGGACCUUCCAGCAGCUCUGGGUUUCCCGGGCCGAGUACGACGAUGCGGGACACGCGGUCGUCUUGGAUCGCUGCUUUUGA